GAAGAAAACCAGACGUAAAAUUAGCUAAUUUGUUGGUGUAACGCCGCAUAAAGACGCAUGGCUUUGUAGCUUUUGUUGUUCUUUCUUUCUUUCUUUCGUCAACGCACGAGAAACAUCCAAUUAGAGUUGUUGAGUUUAUGUUGGUUCCUGCACAGCACGUGGUCCCUGAGAAGCAGAAACGUUUUCAGUAGAGAAACCGCUAGCAUAUUUUAAAGAAACAGUAAACUAUGGAUAAUCUUCAGUCGGAGCUGUAUAUUCCAGACGCAGAUCUGAACGAUGAGACUUCGGAGGAUGAGAGUUGUCAUACGUCAGUGAAACAGGCCGGUUUGCUGCUCGUCUAUCCCAUUAAAGGGACAAAAAUGUGUAAAGAAAGUGGAUUCCAUAAAACUACAAGGUUAUGUCUUCAAGCCAUUAGAGAUGCCAUUCUGCAUCAUCGCUGGCAAGAAGCUGUGCAGUAUUUAGAUGUUUACACUCAAACACUGGAAGACACCACAGUUGCCAAGCAGUCAGUAGCCUGUGAGAUUAUUUGGAGACUCGGCACUGAAGUCCUCCAGCAUCAUCCAAAGAAAGAACUGGAACAUUUUAAUGUUCUUUAUGAGCGGAUGAAAAACACUGGAGUGAAAAAUUUUGCUAAGAUCUGUUUGGAACACGCUUUCCACCUUCUGUUGAACGGCCAGAUUCACAAUGCCAAACAGCAGCUAUCGGUCGCAAUGAGCUGGAGGUAUGGCAAGCAUUCUGCAAGUCAGGGUCUGGAGUUAAAGCUCAUCCACGGGUACUGCGGCUUUCUGGAUUAUUUGCUCUGGUCUUCAAAGAGGCAGGCCUUCUCUGAUACAGAGGAUUGCGGAAAUAACCAUGAGAUGCACAGCCACUUCAGACAAGCCUCUAUGACUCUGCAGGAAAUCAUCAAACAGCCAGGAGUGUGGGACCCUUUUGUAUAUGGUUGCGUUGAUAUGCUCGAGUUCUACAACGAUGAAGAAGAAGCUCUGAAGUUACUGCAAAACUAUGCCUAUAACGAUGAAUUUCCAUCAAACCCCAAUGCUCACAUUUACUUGUACAAGCAUCAGCUGAGACAUAACGCUUCACCAGCACAACUUAUUAAAACUCUAAAGGUACUGCACUCAUUGGUUCCCAGCCAUGAGCUGAUGCUGGAAUAUUGCACUCUGUUGAUUAAGUCAGGACAAAAGAAAAAUCUGAAGCAUGCUCUUAGUGUUGCUAUGAAUCUUCUGGAACAUGCCUGCUGGAAGACUGACAUGAAGGCAUGGACCUGUCUGCUUUGUGUUCUCAGUUCCAUCAAAAAAAGAAAAAAACUUAAGAAACUUAUCAAAGAAGAGUGGCAACACAGAAAAGACCUCUGGUUGAAAAUGCAUUUCAAAACCUUCCAUAGCAGGAAGGACUCUGAAGCACUUAUGAGUGUCAAAGUGAAAGUACUGCUCUGUGUGGGCCUAUAUAACACACGCUACAGUAUGAAGUACUAUAAAGAUCAGAAGAAAAUGACGGCUCAACAAGAUAUAAAGUGAAGAACAUGAUGUUUUGAAAGUGAAGGGAUACAGAGGAAAAAUUAGCGAAAAAGCGAGGAAAAGAAAGAAGAAAUAAAGAGAAACGAUUGCUUUCUAUGCAUCUGUAUAUAUUCUCAGAAAAAAGGUUCGAGAAAUUUUGAUAUGACAACGGAUUGGCUACAGAAACAAGGAAUGUGGUGUGACAAAAGUGCUGGGCCCACAGGGAUUAACAUGGGCUGGCUCCAUGAUGCAUGGAGGUCGGGGAAGCGGCUGUUUCUGGGGUGCCUGCUUUGGUCAGGCCCUCUCCGGUAGGUCUGGGGGACGUGGAUGUGAUGUGCCUCUUAUAUCUUGCUUGACAUUUAUCUAUCUGUAACAUUAAAAUUGCACUGUGUCAGUUGACAACCCACCUAUAGAUUACAUUGUAUGGCUGUUUUCCUGUGAACGUUUGCCUGUACAUACCCUCUUAAACAGGUCAUGCCACUUCUUCUGGUGAGGAGCAGGUCUGUUAUCAGCUUCAGAGAGCCACAACCUGUUGAAAAUAAACACUGAUCAUAUCACA
Ictalurus punctatus (channel catfish) is the source of this 2055-nucleotide messenger RNA. It is a transcript of the gene taf1a, whose product is annotated as TATA box binding protein (TBP)-associated factor, RNA polymerase I, A. The record is from RefSeq and is a predicted model, not a curated record. The transcript is spliced from 10 exons. Gene Ontology annotation, cellular component: RNA polymerase I transcription regulator complex. NCBI's taxonomy places the organism in Eukaryota, Metazoa, Chordata, Actinopteri, Siluriformes, Ictaluridae. Bases 228 to 1517 code for a protein of 429 amino acids. Gene Ontology annotation, biological process: transcription by RNA polymerase I.